Drosophila eugracilis is the source of this 1066-nucleotide messenger RNA. It is a transcript of the gene mRpL19, whose product is annotated as 39S ribosomal protein L19, mitochondrial. Gene Ontology annotation, biological process: translation. Gene Ontology annotation, cellular component: mitochondrial large ribosomal subunit; ribosome. The record is from RefSeq and is a predicted model, not a curated record. Lineage: Eukaryota; Metazoa; Arthropoda; Insecta; Diptera; Drosophilidae. Bases 80 to 1012 code for a protein of 310 amino acids. Gene Ontology annotation, molecular function: structural constituent of ribosome. The transcript is spliced from 2 exons.
CUUCAGUAGCAGCUGAUUAUCGUGCGGCAUGAUUAUCUAAACAUUUAUUUGUUUCAGCGAUUCGUUUUAAUAAUUAAAAAUGAACUUAAGCUCUAGAGUUAUGCUGAAUAAAUUGGCGCAGCAGUGCGCCUACAAGCGAAUUGUCACAUUCUCUACGAAAACGGCAGAACAUGCUGUUGAAAAUAGGGAGGAACAGAAGAAAGAGGAGGCUUCGGCUUCCACAACCGCUCCACCGUCUCCUCCUGUUAUCCGUAAACCCAUUAUCCCGCCGAAUUAUCGGUUCGUUUACCCGGAAUUCCUGCCCGAUCCAAAGGUAGAGUGGAGGAAUCCCAUACGCGAGAAACUGGAGCGCCUGGAUAUGCUUGACCGGCGCAAACAGAUUGAUCUCCCAGAAUUUUAUGUAGGAUCCGUGCUGGCAGUGACUAGCUCCGAUCCCCAUGCCGCCGGCAAGACCAGUCGCUUUGUGGGCAUCUGCAUUAAUAGGGACCGCUGUGGACUGCGUGCCCGCUUCAUCCUACGAAACGUCAUCGAUCACCAGGGCAUGGAGGUAGUCUAUGAGUUGUACGAUCCCACGAUCCAGAAGGUGGAGGUGCUGCGGCUAGAAAAGCGCCUGGACGACAGUCUUUUCUAUCUUCGUGACGCUCUGCCAGAGUACAGCACUUUUGAUGAGAACAUGGAGGCGGAACCGCUGGAGGAGGGUGCUCCGGUGCCAGUUAAUGACAUCAAGGUGGUGCUGCGUCCACGUCCUUGGCUGGAGCGCUGGGAACGUCAGAAUCUACUUGGCGUCGCCAACAUCGAUGAGUAUCUAAAGGACAAGCAUCGUCUAUCGGCGGCAAAGGUACAGAAGCCGUGGGAAAAAUACGACAUGAUGAAGGACUACCGUAGCUCGAUUCCCGAGGAAGAGCAAACGGAAAUAUUUGCAGAGGUGCACACGGAACUGCACACCUUGGAGCUGCAGCGCAAACGCAACAAGCGAAAGCGUACAUUCAUCAAGCCCAAGCACCUGGCGUAAAUGCAUUUGUUGUCCACUUUGUAGAUUAAUAAAUUCAGAAAAAUGUUGAAAAUA